Cercospora beticola is the source of this 1711-nucleotide messenger RNA. RefSeq names its product Gfo/Idh/MocA family protein. The record is from RefSeq and is a predicted model, not a curated record. Lineage: Eukaryota; Fungi; Ascomycota; Dothideomycetes; Mycosphaerellales; Mycosphaerellaceae. Gene Ontology annotation, molecular function: nucleotide binding.
CAUUUCGCCCGCAUCUCUGAUCGUGUGGCUCGCACCGUAGCAACUCAACAGAAGCUGCUGACAUAUGUUGCAAGAAUGAUGACGGCUAAAAGCCGCCUAGCUGCGAGAUAGACGAGACAGAAGCUUGCGUGCCUGCAUGUCGACCAUAAGCUUUCUUCUUUUUGGAGCCACUUCAACUUCACUUCCAUUCCAUCGACACUCGCAACUUUGAGUCUACCACACAUCGAUACAAAGCUUACUUUUCACCCGCCAUGUCCAAGUUCCAGCUCAAGUGGGGCAUUCUCGCCACAGGUGGAAUUGCAGAGACAUUCUCGCGAGACCUCUGGGUAAAUCCUGAAACAAGAGGUGUUAAGGACAUUGAGCAUGUCGUUGUGGCAGCAGCUUCAUCUUCUUCGGCGGACCGAGCCCAAGCUUUCUUGAAAGAAGUGCAAGCUCCGGAGACAGCCAAGGCAUAUGGAUCAUAUCAAGAGCUGGUGAAUGAUCCAAAUGUGGACAUCAUUUACGUUGCAACGCCACACAGCCACCACUACCAGAAUGUCCGUCUGGCAUUGGAAGCCGGAAAGAAUGUGCUUUGCGAGAAGGCAUUCACGACCAAUGCAAAGCAACUGGAGAUCUUGGUAAAAAUUGCCAAGGAGAAGAAUUUGUUCUUGAUGGAGGCUGUCUGGACACGAUACUUCCCUCUAUCAAUCUACGUCCGCGAUGUCAUCAAAUCCGGCAAGCUGGGCACCGUCUACCGCACCUUCGCCGAUCUCAGCGUCGGCCAACCACCAGCCACAAGCUUCCCAGACUCCCACCGCAUGGUCAAUCUCGAACUAGCAGGAGGCGCUCUCCUUGACCUAGGAAUCUACGCCCUCACCUGGGUCUUCCAAACCCUCUACCACACCCAGCAGCAACCCGCCCCACCCUCGUCCAUCCUAUCCUCCAUGCGAAAAUACAAAACCGGCGCUGACGAACUCACUUCCAUCCUCCUCGCCUUCCCCCGCUCAGACGGCUCAGGCGAAGCCCACGGCAUAGCCACAACCGGCAUGCCCGUCUCCUCAGACCCAGAUCACCAAGGCACCGCAGGUCCCUCCAUCCGCGUCCAAGGCGAAAAGGGUGAAAUUCAAGUCUUCCACCCUGCUUAUCGACCAACCAAGACCAAAUUGGUUCUCAACGACGGAACAGUCGAAGAAAAAGUCUUCGAGCAACCAGGACCAGGUAAGGGAUCCGGAUGGGCGAAUGGAUUCGGAGACAAAAGCUCAUGGAAUCCUGAAGGUGAAGGCCACGGGAUGUUUUGGGAAGCGGACGAAGCCGCGUACGCGCUGCGAGAUGGGAGGAAAGAGGGACAGUAUGAGAGUUUGGAAGAGAGUUUGGUAAUUAUGAGGACGAUGGAUGAAGUAAGGAAGCAGAAUUCUCUGGUGUAUCCUGAUGCGAUUGAGACGACGGAUUAUCCAGUUGAUCUGACGGCAAAGAAGUAAGGUCGAGCAGUUGAUGGGUGAAAAGCCCUCGCGGCUGUUUCUCAGCUGUCGAAAGAUACUCGUAGCUAUCCUGAACCUCGUAGCUAUACCCAGCCGAGUACUAUCAUACAGAAAAUGCGAAAUCCGCGGGCUAGAAGAAAAAGACCAGCUCAGUCGAACACGGUGCUCUACACAAUAUCCAAGUCAUCAUCAUCGCUCUCAACCUGCGCUUGGCUGGGAAAAGACUCUCUUCCGGGCUCUCGUAUUCCUUUAUC